AUGCGAUUUGGCAAAAAGCGCAGGAAGCUCGAUUUGAAAGUUACAAGCAAUGAUGUCCCAUUUGGAAGACUAAAACACCACCAACUAGGGGCGCAGGAUCUUACUUUUGAGGACCAGGAACUGGCUCAAACCUACAACCACAGAAAAAUGCAACCUGGUACACAGUCUCCAGUCAAGGAAACUGGAUCAUUGAAAAGAAUUAGCUCUAGUCGAAUUGCUCAAGCGGCUGAGCUUAUCACACGCUACCACAUAGAGGCAACGGGCUCCAAUUGGAAUAUUUGGCGGCCUGUGUGGCAUUUCAUUCUCAAAUACGAAAAAGACACCCUUACUACUUUUGAGCUGUUUGCGGACUAUUUUGCUCAGGAGGAUGACUUUUAUAGUCAUCGUAUACCCGCAAAUUGGCGGAAUCUUGACAACUACAAACGCGGCAUGUUUGUGGAAUUGAACUCGAUCCAUCGCAAACAUAGAUUUGAGACAUUCUACCGGCAUGUUUCGUUAAGUUCGCUUUUUUCUGAUUUACAACGCUUGAAAUUUGAAAACCUGGUUGUGCUAUCAUUACAAGGUCUUGAUUUGACUAAAAGAAAUCUUUGUCUGAAUGUCCUAUCAAGCAUGAGAUACUUGAACGUCUCUCAAGCAAAUGUUAACGACCAGAUGCUCAAAAGUUGGAGCAUUAGCAUGAAAAGCGGGAAUUUGAAAAACCUUCGCUGCCUAAUCUUGAACUAUAAUAAUCUGGAAAACGUCGAUUGCAUCUUGGACUCUCCCUUACAAUAUUUUGAGUCUGAUAUAGUGGUCGAAGAUCCGCAUUGGAGAAUAAGUACAGACGCCAAGCUAUCUGUUCUUCCAGAUGGUCUGAAAUUACGGCAGAUCAUGGGCGAAGACUAUUGUAACUCUCAGAUCAUUAUGGAUUGUAAAGUAUCGAGCACUGAAGGUAGCGAGUCGCUCGAGAAACUAUGGAAAAGCAGGUUUCAGUCAUCAAAUCCCAGCGGUCGAAUUUUUCAGUAUAUUCGUAUUGCCGACUCCAAGCCCACUAUUCCUCCAAAGCGGACCAAGCUUCGUCCAAAAGCGCGCGCAAAAAAACUCGAUGUCAAAACGUUUUUUGACAUAUAG
Ogataea parapolymorpha DL-1 is the source of this 1107-nucleotide messenger RNA. RefSeq lists its product as uncharacterized. The record is from RefSeq and is a predicted model, not a curated record. NCBI's taxonomy places the organism in Eukaryota, Fungi, Ascomycota, Pichiomycetes, Pichiales, Pichiaceae. The coding region runs from base 1 to 1107 and encodes 368 amino acids. The transcript has a single exon.